Punica granatum (pomegranate) is the source of this 1085-nucleotide messenger RNA. The record is from RefSeq and is a predicted model, not a curated record. NCBI's taxonomy places the organism in Eukaryota, Viridiplantae, Streptophyta, Magnoliopsida, Myrtales, Lythraceae.
GUCUCAACCUCACCACACGCAAACACGCACGCACGCACGCACAGCCGCAGUUGACUUACACAGUCUGUCUUGACCACAUUCGACGGCAUCGGCCGAUGAUGCUUAGCCUUAGCCUCCGGCUCCGUCCACAUACUUUCCCUCUCCUCUCCCCACUCUCAACCACUUCCCAACCUGCCAAGCGCGCUUCCCUCACCUUCAGGAAUCCCUACUCCUCCUCCCCGAGGAUGUCGUCGUCCUCUGCCUUCCCCCAGCAAGUCAUCGAGCACAUCGUCCUCUUCAAGGUGAGGGAGGGGACGGAGCAGUCCAAGGUCAACGCCAUGAUGAGCGGCCUCAACGGCCUCAACUCCCUCGACCAGGUCCUUUACCUCACCGCCGGCCCCGUCCUCCGCUCCGCUUCAUCCCUCUUCUCCUUCACCCACAUGCUCCACAGCCGCUACUCCACCAAGGACGACCUCAGCGCCUACUCCGCCCACCCGGAACACCUCCGCGUCGUCCGCGAGACCGGUCUCCCCAUCUGCGAGGACAUCAUGGCCGUCGAUUGGAUCGCCGAUGGCUUCUCCGGCCCCCUCGCCCCGCCCCCGGAGUCUGCCCUCAAGGUCAGCUUCCUCAAAUUGAAGGAGGAUCUCGGGGACGCCGUCAAGGAUGAGGUCCUCGGCGUGAUACGGGGGAUCAAGGAUGGCCCGGCUGCAGUCGAGCAGCUCACCUGUGGGGAGAACUUCUCCCCUGCCAGGGCCAAGGGUUUCUCCGUCGCGUCCCUCGCCGUGUUCAAGGGAGUCGCGGAGAUGGAGGCAGCGGAGUCGAACAAGGAGCUCGUGGAAUCCCGCAAGGAGAAGGUCCGGGAGUACCUGGACGGGGUCAUUGUGAUCGAUUUUGUGGUCCCUGGGUCUUCCAGCAACCUUUGAUUCGGCUCCUUGAUCAUCAGCUAAGCUUCUUGAAAGUGUAUGAUUUUAGGGACAGCCUUUGAGCAAUUGAAUGAUGAAUGAUUUAAUCCGAUGGAUGAAGAUUUUCAGUCCUCAAUUCGAUGUGCCUUGGUGCGAAAUAAUCGAUAAUCAUUGCAUUCGUAUUAUAAUGCUUGUGUUUUGUGA